Melitaea cinxia (Glanville fritillary) is the source of this 4603-nucleotide messenger RNA. RefSeq lists its product as uncharacterized. Gene Ontology annotation, molecular function: protein binding. NCBI's taxonomy places the organism in Eukaryota, Metazoa, Arthropoda, Insecta, Lepidoptera, Nymphalidae. The record is from RefSeq and is a predicted model, not a curated record. The coding region runs from base 536 to 4588 and encodes 1350 amino acids. The transcript is spliced from 10 exons. Gene Ontology annotation, cellular component: SCF ubiquitin ligase complex.
AGUACGCCUUAACAAGGAUAUUGCGUGCUUGUGCUGAACAACCAAGAACAACCUUUGUGACAAUGUCUGCAUCUGUUGACUAAAAUUUGAAACCUAAUAAGCUUUUAACAAGGUCAACAGUUUUCAUCAACUCGCAGUCGACAAAAAUAAUUAAGAAUCAGUACGUCGUCUGAGAAUUGGUGCAAUCAAUCUCUCUUUAUUUUAGAUAAAAGUGCUAGUGUUUGCGAAAAUGAUCUGUACUUUGUUUUUCGCAAUCACAACGUUACAUGAACAUGGAUGACCUAAAAUACGAAUACGUAAAGAAAAAAAGGUGCUUUAAAUUGUCUUCAAAAGUGCUUGUUAAAAAAUAUGAUGCAGAUCGGUACAUCAAUUGUGGACAAUCAAACAUAAUAGUACAAUUGUUUAAUAGCUAGUAAGUGCCUCGGCAUCAAAAGUGAAAAUGUGAUGUGUCAAACCGAUUGUUUACUUCACGACGGACAGGUGACGGUGAGCGGAUUGUAGAAGUGGUACGUGAGGGCUGCGGGAGGCGGGCGGUAUGUCGGGCCGUUCAAGUCCUGUAAACGGCGGCUAUGAUGCUGCUGAGCCCGCUAUGAGGCUCUCUGUCCGCAAGGACCUGUUUCCCGAUGUUUGUCAAUCCGCGGGUUCUGACUCUGACUCAGAGACAGCGCAAGACGAGUUUGAAAGUGUUUCUUGUGUUAAACUUGAAACAGAUUUUGAGCAAAGCAUUGAUGACAUUGCUCAUGAAAAGAUGCAGGUAGUCAAUGGAGCGCUGUCGACCCCGACACGACCUCGCCACAGGAAACAUAAACAACACUCCAAACGCCAUUCGGACCAUUUUACUCUUAACGGUUGUCUACCUAAAGAACGAAAAAAGAAAAAAAAUUCUCAUAAUUCUCCUAAAAGGACGCACACUUCAAAUAGUUUAGUGUCUGUGGUGAAAGGUGGUAAAAACUUAAACUUAGUUAGUAGUAGUGAGUGCCAGGAAGAUGAAGAAGUUGAGGAAGAAGAAGAGGAAGAAGGUGAAAGUUCAGACGAUGAAGUGCUAAAGCGUAUUGUGAAGUUACCAUUAAUUAAUUUGCCACGACAGAGUGGUAAACCUUACAGUCAUGAACUUAGUCAAUUAUCAACAAAAAAGAGUAAGUCCAAGGAAUCGUCAAAAGAACAAAGGACUCAUAUAGUGAUACCUUGUAGUGGUAAACCUCGUUCUAUGUUGGGGCUGUGCAGUUCCCGUAGCAAAAAGAAAUCUAAGAAGUCUGAUUGUACUCCCACAUAUCAAAGUCAGAUAGUGGACACAAAAACUAAAAUAAAGAUUAAGAUUAGAAGGACAAGCAUACAAGAAAUGCAGGUAGCUCCAACACCAACUUCCAUAGCAGAUAUAGGUCAAAGAAAGUCGAAGAAGAAACGAGCGGCAUCACCAGUUUUAAGUUGCAGCUCUGGUGAGGAAUAUGAUCCUACUAGAGACAACUCGGCUGCUAUGAGCGUGGCUGCGACGAAACCUCGACAACCCCGAUCUAAGGCUAGGAAAGCAAACAAUAACUCCAAAUCUAAAGAUAAAGCUCAAAAGACUGAAAGAACUAGGGGUAGCACAGCAGGUAGUAAGGAAAAUGGACCACAAAGUCCAUGGGGUCUUUCCAUACCUCAAGAGAUUUUAAUUAAAAUAUUUGAAUAUGUUGUACAGCAAGGGACUUUACCUGCCAUCGUUAGAUUGAGUAGAGUUUGUCAAUUAUGGCACAAUGUCAGUUGUAGGCCAGAGCUGUGGAAGAAUGUAGACCUUGCACAGUAUACUGUUGAAAAAUGUAAAACGGACUAUAAACUGGUCUGGCUUCUUGAAAAUCGUUUGAGACAUUGUCAGACUUUAAAUAUUGCUCAAUGGAAGGUGUGCAAUGUGUCGUGGGUGCUAGCGUGCGUGGUGGACUACUGCCCCGACCUGGUGGAGCUGAGCGUGGCGGGCUGGAGCCGCAUCACGCCGGACCAGCUGUUCGACCUCGUGCAGGGCCUGCCCCGCCUGCAGCGGCUCGACCUCUCCCUCACGUCUGAAACCGGCGGUUCAAGCACUUGUUUGUCGGCGGCAUCGAUGGCUCGCAUCGCAUCAAACUUUGGCAACCGCCUCACGCAUCUCACCCUCGCCAACAACAAGUUCUCUGCACUACCACAAAUACUUUCUUCAGUUGCCGCCCAUUGUCCAAAUCUAGAAGUACUAGAUAUAUCAGGCGCCCUAGCGACGUCACACCCGGCACCCAUUCCACUUGAGGCGUUGCAAAAAGGUUGCCCCAAAAUGAGAGUAUUCAGAGCUGCCAACGCUCAAUUGGUACUCGCCUCAGCGACAACUUCUCAACAGCUGGAGGCGGGGUGGGAACAGCUGGAGGAGGUGUCGAUCGCCUGCAGCGCACAGGAGGAGCGCGAGGCCAUGGGCGUGUACCGGCUGGGCGACGAGGCGCUAUUGCGGCUGGUGCGAACCGCCACCCGCCUGCGCCUGCUGGACCUGCGCGGCCUGCAGCGCCUCACCGACUCAGGGCUCGUGCGUGUGCCCGCCUGGGACCUGCAGCACCUCUUCCUCGGAGGUUGUAACGUGUUGCGACAAACCAACGCCUGCCUCGAGCUGAUCUGCGAGAAAUGGUCGCAUAGCCUGAUUGAGUUAGACUUAUCCUGGGCGUCCUCUGCAAAAGUUUUACAUGACGCCGUUUCUGCGCUUGCUGAUUCGCCAAACAGCAAACUAAGAAUACUCAAUCUGUGUGGAUCAUCUGUUUCUUACGAAGCUGUCAGGAAAGUUCUAUUAAAAUGUCCUCAUAUAGAAUCUUUAAAUCUUAGCUCGUGUCGAGCUCUGCCAAGAGGUAUGAAGCGCCUUUAUACCGGUAAAGAGCUGCAGGAUCUUAAAGAUAGUGUAGACCCAGAAAAGGCAAAGCUUAAAGUGGGCAAAACCGAAGAAUCCAAAAAGAAAAAGGCAAAAGUUGCUACUGAUCUUCAAACAGAAGAAGAUAAAGAUAACAUUCCCGUAAGUUCUGGUAGUAAAUCAGAUAUAAAAUCUCCAGAAAUGUCUUCCCAGAGCAUAUUUCAAGAGCCAAAAAGUUUGUUUGACUCGGGCACUAAGAUGGCUGAUAAAAGCAUAACGUCUGAAACCCAACUGAGGUCUUCACCUAGUAAGGUUAUAGAAAAAUUGAAAAAUAAUUUAGAUAAUGUUAUUGAAAGUACACAACUUCCAAAAGGCUCAACUACUCUAAGUCUUGCGAGUCCUCUUGCUCAAUCUAAACCUGACUCUUCUUCUACGCCUAGGUCAGAUUCAAAGACUGACAUGGGCAGUCCACACUUUAGUCCCGUCCAAAAACCUGAUAGUCAAGUACCUAGUAGUCCCGACGUUCAACCGGAAUCCAUUAAAAGUAAUCAUUCAUGGAAUUUAGGUCAGUUUAAGAGUACACCUACACAUAAGUCUGAGGCAAGUCCACUUAACAGGCUGGAGGGCCAGAAAAAAAUUAGACAUUGCAAAGUAAUAGAGCAAUGUAGUCCAACAACUUCUCUAGAAAACAAACCUAGUCCAGAAACCUUAGCAAUAAAACAACAGGAUAUAAAGAAUCCUAACAAUUGGAAUUAUGGUAGCUAUAGUCCAAUGCCCAGACAGGAUAAUCAAUUUUCUUCUCAACGAAGUCCAUAUUCUGCUCAACCGAGUCCUGCUCAGCCGAGUCCUUAUUCUACGCAGCCUAGUCCCUACUCGACUCAACCUAGUCCGUAUUCAUCACAGCCUAGCCCCUAUUCUGCUCAACCGAGUCCAGACACAAGUCAAAUAGUAAAAACUGAUAUGCAAAAACCUGGGACUUGGAACACUGGUAAUUAUAGUCCAAUGACAAAACAUCACGCGCCUUUUUCUCCUCACCCUUCGACCCAUACGAGUCCCGACCCAGGUCUUGGUCUGAAGAGUGACAGUCUUCGAAAUAAUCCUAAUAAAACACCCGGUCAAUAUAGUCCCAUGUCACGACAACAACAUCACAGUCCAUAUUCUCCUAGACCUAGUGUAGAAAAUAGUUAUAACAGUAAAAAGAGCCCUGGCGUUGGCAAAUAUAGCCCUAUGAUGCGACCGGACUGCCAUUUACCCAGUCCUGAGGGGAGCCUUACUUCGCGUCCCCAUUUAAGUGGAAGAACACAAGACAUAUACGGACGUUCGGUGCCUAAAGCCCCCGAAAUCACUCCAAAUAUCCCACCGCCUGAAAUUCCAAACUCAUGGGGUUUUAAUCACAUGAACACUCCGACGUCUGCAAUCGAAUCCUUGGUGUGGGGAGGGCCGUCGUUUAAUACGGAGCCGACGCAGUCUCCCCUGCCGUCGCGCGUCGACACCGUGCCCACAAUGCUGAACACGCCGCCGCCGCAACCUUGGAACGAAUUGGCGUCACCGUUCGAUAGUGCUAUUCGAAGACAUAACGACUUAAGUGACCCCUGGACUUUAGAUCAGUUUAGAGUGGAUCCGCCUAAUCAAGUGCACAAUACAUUCGUGGAGCAAAAUGUAAGUUUUGAAUCGUUAAGUGCUCAUAUAGGACAUCAAUCGCACGUGCUGCAGAAUUACUUAGACGAUGGUUUUACUGAAACUUCACGCGUGGACUGACAAUCUCGCUCGUUU